AUGGUUCGAUUAAAAUGUAUUCGAAUCACCCUCUUGGUUCUUGUUCUGCUGGUUUUGAAUAUCGUGCAAACUGAAGGCAACAAGCACAACCGAACCCGGGUUGUGGGUUUGGGUCUAAAUGUCACAAAUGGGUCACAAGCGGUGGUGCCAUGGGUUAGGCGAGUUAGGCUCCAAGCCGUCGGGUGCGCGGAUAGACCCUGGAUUUGUAAUUCGGGUGGGUUUCCAUCUCCAGUUAGAAGACGGUGUUGUGGAAACCGUUGUGUUGAGGUGACCUCAGAUGUGAACAACUGUGGAGUAUGCGGGAUUCGGUGCCCGUUUAACUGGCAAUGUUGUCGGGGUCUAUGCACCGAUAUCAAUAUCAAUCCGUUUCAUUGCGGGCGGUGUUUCAAUCGAUGUCCGUUUUUAACCUUUUGCACCUUUGGUAUGUGUGGAUAUGCCGGGCCCUUCCCUCCAUUCCCGCCCCGACCCCCAAAACCGCCAUUCCCACCGAAACCACCAUUCCCGCCCCGACCCCCUAAACCACCAUUCCCGCCCCGACCACCUAAACCACCAUUCCCGCCCCGACCACCUAAACCACCAUUCCCGCCCCGACCACCGAAACCACCAUUCCCGCCCCGACCACCGAAGCCACCAUUUCCGUUUCCCCCCAAACCCCCAAAGCCUCCUAAAGGACCCGAGCUCCCGCCUGAAGGUCCACCGUUAGUUGAUCAACCACCAAUUAUUGGCAGUCCACCGCCCGUAGAUGAAGGCGGUGAACCACCUCCGUCUGAUGUCCAGCCACCGCCGUGA
This is a messenger RNA of Helianthus annuus (common sunflower), 789 nucleotides long. RefSeq names its product leucine-rich repeat extensin-like protein 3. NCBI's taxonomy places the organism in Eukaryota, Viridiplantae, Streptophyta, Magnoliopsida, Asterales, Asteraceae. The transcript has a single exon. The record is from RefSeq and is a predicted model, not a curated record. The coding region runs from base 1 to 789 and encodes 262 amino acids.